AUACGCUUCCGGUUUGAGGAAACUAAACUUUUUGUAGGUUUUAUUUUGCAAAGGAAUCUUGAUGAUUGAUAUAAUUAUAAUAAAAUAAGUCGGCAAGAUGCCUAUGAAGAAGAAAGGAAAAGGGAAGAAAAAGGGCAAGAAAGGGACGAAGGAAUCGGCUGCUUCUCAGAAAGUCAACCGUGAUCCUCUCAAACCAGAGGCAGUUGCUCAGCCCAUUUUACCCCGAGAAAAGCUUGUUAAUCUGUUAACGUCCAAUCCAGUAGAUGAAAAAGAAGUGCAUGGUUUUAAAGUAUCAACUAGAGUAUUAAAUGAAUUAACACCACAAGAAAUACGAGAUUUAAGAGUUGUGUUUGAUUUGUUUGAUAUUAAUAAUGAUGGGUUGAUAGGGGCAGCUGAGUUGAGGAGAAGUUUAAAAGCUUUAGGAUUUAAGGUCUCCAAAGCAGAUGCUCACAAAUUAAUAGCAGAUUCCAGUAAUAAAGGAUCCAGUUUGAUAAACUUUACAGAGUUUUUAGAGACAGUAAUAGAUAGACAGGGUGAUACACGUGAUGUUUAUGAUGAGAUUAUUAAAGGUUUUCAAAUGUUUGAUUUAGAGAAAACUGGGUCCAUAUCCUUGGACAAUCUGAUAAAAAUCUGUCAAGAAACAGGAUUAAAAUUUACUAAGAAAGAUUUAGAAGAGAUGAUAGUAGAAGCAGACGUGAAUGGAGAUGGACUCAUUGAUCAAAACGAAUUCAUUAGAAUUAUGUUACAAACUAAUUUAUUCUAAUGGAUCUCAUCUCAUCUCAUGCUGCUGACAUGUCACACAUGUUAUGGAUAUCAAGUCAGCAUCAGGAGGGCAAGUUUUGGAGUCUGAAAAAUUGCAGGAAUACCACAAAUCUCAAUAUAAGGGCGUCUUUGUUCCUGGUCAGAUUUCAGAAAAAUUUGGUGUUUCAACCUGGUUUGAAGGUAUAUAUAAGACAAUAUGCAUGGAUUUUUUUAUUUGUUAUUUUAAAAUGUACAUACAUCUAUUUACAAUGAAUACAAAUUAAUGGAGUUUU
Molecule: messenger RNA, 1034 nt
Organism: Lottia gigantea (owl limpet)
Lineage: Eukaryota; Metazoa; Mollusca; Gastropoda; Lottiidae
Exons: 5
Coding region: 98-763 (221 amino acids)
Cellular component (GO): cytoplasm
Molecular function (GO): calcium ion binding
Source: RefSeq, a predicted model, not a curated record